CACACACACACACACACCGACGACACAACUCCGACGCAGACAGGAUGAAGCUGCUGCUUGCUGCUGCCUUUCUGGCUGUGGCCAGCUGUGCGAGCAUCUCUCUGGAGGAUCUGGAGUUCCACGCAUGGAAGCUCAAGUUUGGGAAGUCCUACAGCUCUCCGUCAGAAGAGUCUGAUCGCAAGAACAUCUGGCUGAACAAUCGAAGACUGGUGCUCGUGCACAACAUCAUGGCCGAUCAGGGCAUGAAGUCCUACCGCCUCGGCAUGACCUUCUUUGCCGAUCUGGAAAACAAAGAGUACAAUCAGUUGGUUUCCCGGGGAUGUCUGCUGCACUUCAACGCUUCCGCGCCGCGGAGCGGUUCCACGUUCCUGCCAUUGACCCUCGGAGCUGACCUACCACACACUGUGGACUGGAGGAACAAGGGCUACGUCACCAACGUCAAGGAUCAGAAGGAGUGCGGAUCCUGUUGGGCCUUCAGCACAACGGGCUCUUUGGAGGGUCAGACCUUCAAGAAGACGGGUAAGCUGGUGACUCUGAGCGAGCAGCAGUUGGUGGACUGCUCUGGCGACUUCGGCAACAUGGGCUGCAUGGGAGGGCUCAUGGAUGACGCCUUCAAGUACAUCCAGAAAAACGGGGGAAUCGACACAGAGGAGUCCUAUCCUUAUGAGGCUCAGGACGGAAAGUGCCGCUACAACCCAGCCAACAUCGGUGCCACAUGCACAGGUUACGUCGACGUGAAAACCGGCGACGAACGCGCCCUGAAGCAGGCGGUGGCUACAGUCGGACCUGUGUCUGUUGCCAUUGACGCUUCACAUGAGUCCUUCCAGCUAUACGAAUCAGGCCUCUACGAUGAGCCAGAGUGCAGCAGCUCUGAGUUGGACCACGGAGUGCUGGCUGUAGGUUACGGCACGGACAAUGGACGUGACUACUGGCUGAUCAAGAACAGCUGGGGUCUACAGUGGGGAGACAAAGGCUACAUCAUGAUGAGCAGGAACAAACGCAACCAGUGCGGAAUUGCGACGGCAGCAAGCUACCCCUUAGUGUGAACGAAUUUGCGGGAAAACCAAUUCUAUUUUUUCAUUAACUCUGGAGUGUUGGAAUGAGUCAGAGCCAGUGGACGAGGAAAAACUGAACUAUGACAUUAGGCACUAUUUGAUUUACAAUACAAUACAUUUAAUAACAAACUUCUAUUUCUGUAUAUUCAGACUUUUUGAAAGGGAAGUUGUAAGUAGAUGCAAUAUAACCAGAUAAUUUAUAAAUAUAAAGAGAAAUGUG
Messenger RNA from Hippocampus zosterae (dwarf seahorse), 1275 nucleotides. RefSeq names its product cathepsin L.1 (gene ctsl.1). The transcript has 8 exons. The record is from RefSeq and is a predicted model, not a curated record. NCBI's taxonomy places the organism in Eukaryota, Metazoa, Chordata, Actinopteri, Syngnathiformes, Syngnathidae. Gene Ontology annotation, biological process: immune response. The coding region runs from base 45 to 1046 and encodes 333 amino acids. Gene Ontology annotation, molecular function: cysteine-type endopeptidase activity. Gene Ontology annotation, cellular component: lysosome.